This is a messenger RNA of Phacochoerus africanus (Common warthog), 1525 nucleotides long. RefSeq names its product transcobalamin 1 (gene TCN1). The record is from RefSeq and is a predicted model, not a curated record. Gene Ontology annotation, biological process: cobalamin transport. Gene Ontology annotation, molecular function: cobalamin binding. Lineage: Eukaryota; Metazoa; Chordata; Mammalia; Artiodactyla; Suidae. The transcript has 9 exons. Bases 64 to 1356 code for a protein of 430 amino acids.
UAUGUCCAUCACCCAAUAAAUAGACAGUCAAGCCCUCGCCAUUCCCAUACAACUGCUGGAGAGAUGAGACAAUCACACCAGCUGCCCCUCGUGGGGCUCCUAUUAUUCUCUCUCAUUCCAAGCCAACUAUGCCAGAGCUGUGCGGUAAGCGAGAAAGACUACCCCCAUCUAAGGCCGCUGAUAAGCGCAAUGGACAAUUUAAAACAAAUCAGAGGAAUCUAUGGAGCCAGCAUCCUGUUGUCGCAAAGACUUGCCGGGAUUCAGAACGCAAGCCUCGAAGAAGAGCUGAGUCAGCAAAUCCAAGAUGAUAUGAACAGGAGAGACGUGUCCAAUUUAACCUCAGGACAGCUUGCCUUGAUUAUUCUGGCUUUUGGAGCAUGCAAAAACCCUGAUGCCAGGUUUAUACACGAUCAUCACCUUGUUGAGAAACUAGGGGAAAAGUUCAAAGAAGAAAUUAAGAACAUGGAAAUACACGACGGCAAUCCGCUGACUAACUACUACCAGCUCAGCUUCGACGUUUUGACCUUGUGUCUGUUCAGAGGGAACUAUUCAAUCAGCAAUGUUACUCAUUACUUCAAUCCUGAAAAUAAAAACUUUAAUCUUAGCGGCCGUUUCUCAGUGGAUACGGGAGCCAUGGCUGUUCUUGCUCUGACCUGUGUGAAGAGGAGUAUAAGCAAUGGGAAGAUUAAAGCAACUAUUAAGGAUUCAGACACAAUCCAAAAAUAUAUAGAGUCACUGGUACAUAAGAUCCAGUCUGAGAAAAAUGAUGGUCUCUUUGGAAACGCGUAUAGCACAGGAGAAGCUAUGCAGGCUCUCUUUGUCGCAUCAGACUAUUACCAAAAUGAGUCAAAUUGCCAAGAAACUCUGGACGCAGUGUUUGACAACAUUUCUCAGGGAGUAUUCCGUCUACCAAUCGCUGCAGCCCAGAUCUUACCUGCCCUGAUGGGAAAGACCUACCUGGACGUUAACGAAACUGCUACUUGUCCCCAAAGUCCAGUUAAUAUCACUGAUGAGUCUGUACCUGUGGUACCUACUCUCUCACCUGAAAAUAUCUCAGUCAUUUACUGUGUGGAAAUCAAUGAAACAUCAAAUUGCAUUAACAUCACUGUGAAAAAUGGUUCUGUCUUCCUCGAUGUAAUGAAGGCGGCUCAGGAAAAAAACAGAGCUAUAUAUGGUUUCACCAUGAAGGAGACCCCAUGGGGCCCCUACAUCACCUCUGUUCAGGGCAUACGGGCCAAUAAUAAUGAGAGAACCUACUGGGAACUUCUGAGCAACAACAAACCACUAAGCCAAGGAGCUGGGAAUUAUGUUGUCAAAAAUGGAGAGCAUUUAGAGAUUCGUUGGGCCACAUACUAAGAAACUCAAACCCUCCUCCAUGGGUCUAAUCCUCUUGGAAUGGAAUUACGUGUGGAAAUUGAUUUUCAUGUUUUCCUUUUCAUUUAGCUCAAUCCCAAUAACACAGUCAAUAACCUCGGCAUCUCUCUUUGCACAUUCAAUAAAAUAUCAGCAAUUAUACAAAAAAAAA